AAAUAAUGCAAUCAAUCAAUCAAUCACCGUAUUCAUCUCCAUCAGCACCAAUCCUACCGCUUCACCAUACGCACAAGCCGUGCCAAAUUAAUUAGAAAGGGACGCAUGCCAGAUCGCUUCAACCUGCAAGACCCGGUCUGUCCGGCCUGGAUGGAACAAAGCAAUACAGCUCGGCUCUCGAGUCUUCCAGCAUUAAAUUAGUACUAGGGACUGUUUAUAGUGUCCAAUAAUCAGCUAAGUCCGAGCACAAGGCAAAGUACGCAGCUAUCCCUGUAGCUGUCCCAGGUCAUAGCAUCAUCAUCACAUUUCUAACAUGCUAUUACAAAGAGACGCCAUGUGUGUUGAUUAUCGUCCCUGGACUAACGUCUCCUCGGCUGCAUCAUUUCCGGACAUGUGAGCUUGUGCUUCAGUCGUUCAUUUAAAAGAUGCCAAAUCCUCGAGGUUGUCCAGAAGAACAGAACCGAUCAAGACAUUCCUUUUGACUGCCACUUGCUGCUUCUUCAGCUCAAGCACUCGUUUCUCCACGUCCUCGUUUCUCUACUCCAUACAAUAUACCAGCUUUCCACAGAACAGUCCUCAGACUCGACAGUCACCAUGAAGUUUACUACUUUGCUCACUCUCGGCCUGGCCGCUGGUGCCAUGGCUACUCCCACCAAGACUGCACGCCAGCCUUCUCUCGUUGAGCGCGAUGUUGCUGCUGUGACCAGCGUCCUCUCUGCCGUCCAGGGCAAGGUUCAGUCCCUGGACACGGCCAUCAAGGGCUGGAAUGGUGGCGCCAUUGACAGCGUACUGUCUGCCUCCGAUGAUGUCGUGUCUACCAUCAACGACGGUGUCAAUACGAUCAAGGGCUCAGGUGAACUGAGCACCAGCGAUGCUCUUUCCUUGCCAGGCCCCGUCAACGACCUUACUGAUGUGGUCAAGACCACCAUUGACGACCUGAACGCCAAGAAGGACCAGGUCGAGAAGGCUUGCGCCGUCCCAGCCACCCAGGACGCUCUUAAGAAGCAGUAUGAUGCUGCUAAGGACCUGUCCGACACCAUUGUCUCCAAGGUCCCCGAGAGCCUGGCUAGUAUCGCCCAGAAUCUUGCCGCUGGUAUCACCGAUGCCAUCCAGAAGGGUAUUAAUGCCUACCAAGACGCCAAGAACGCCGACAGCUGCUCUGCAUCUUCCAGCAGCUCUGCCGGUGGUUCUACUUCUACUGCUGCCCCAACUGGCGGUGCUGGCGGCUCUCCUUCUUCCUCCAGCGCUGUUGUUCCCACCGCCUCCAGCUCUGCCGUCCCUCCCCCAGCGGGCACUCCCGGCGCCAGCUCGACUCCUGUCGUUUCUCCCACCGGUGGCGCGAGCACUCCUGCUGUCCCUACCCCGACCUCUCCCCUCUUCAACGGCGCUGCUGACCGUGCCCACAUUGGCUACACUCUUGGUGGUGCGGUUGCUAUUGCUGCCAUUGCUGCCGCCUUCUAAGCAAUGUCGUGUGCCGUGCCACAGCUGGCGAGUCAUGAUUGCGACGAUCUUGAUUCGGGAAUAGUUAAUAAGCGGCAUGGAAUUACUACAAGAGUACGGAAUACUCCGUGUUCUUCCUACUCGAUUUACUUCGCUGUUAGUUCGAAUGAUACUGUUAUUAAUAUUUAGUAGGCAUGUACCCUGUCUGUUUGAGUCUUUUCCUCUCAAAAAAUAAAGAGACA
This is a messenger RNA of Monascus purpureus, 1682 nucleotides long. Lineage: Eukaryota; Fungi; Ascomycota; Eurotiomycetes; Eurotiales; Aspergillaceae. The record is from the annotation of a GenBank genome assembly.